This is a messenger RNA of Aspergillus melleus, 2865 nucleotides long. It is a transcript of the gene ROT2, whose product is annotated as glucan 1,3-alpha-glucosidase ROT2. The record is from RefSeq and is a predicted model, not a curated record. The coding region runs from base 1 to 2865 and encodes 954 amino acids. NCBI's taxonomy places the organism in Eukaryota, Fungi, Ascomycota, Eurotiomycetes, Eurotiales, Aspergillaceae. Gene Ontology annotation, biological process: N-glycan processing; carbohydrate metabolic process. Gene Ontology annotation, cellular component: glucosidase II complex. The transcript is spliced from 3 exons. Gene Ontology annotation, molecular function: alpha-glucosidase activity; carbohydrate binding.
AUGUUGUUUUCCUGGGUCAUGCUGAUAGGGUGUCUCGUCAUCCCCGGAGUCUCCGUGAAGCACGAGAACUUCAAGAAAUGCUCGCAGUCCGGCUUUUGUAAGCGAAACCGAGCGUUGGCCGAUGACGCCUCCGCUAAGGGCUCGUCGUGGAGCUCCCCGUACGAACUUGACCCUUCCACGAUUCACUUUCAAGAUGGUCAACUGCAAGGAACAAUUCUGAAAUCAAUUUCCUUGGACCAGAAGGUUGAACUUCCUCUGGUGGUAUCCUUUCUGGAAUCGGGUGCCGCUCGUGUCGUGAUCGACGAAGAAAAGCGACUGAAAGGCGAUAUCGAGGUUCGUCACGACAGCAAAGCACGAAAGCAACGGUAUAAUGAGGCGGAGAAAUGGGUCUUGGUUGGUGGUCUUGAAUUGAGCAAGUCUGCCGCUCUGAAUCCCGAAACGGAGGCUGGAAUCACCAAGGUCCUGUAUGGACCCGACAAUAAGUUCCAGGCCAUCAUCAGCCAUGCUCCUUUCAAUGUGGACUUUCAGCGUGACGGUGAGACUCAUGUCCAAUUCAACCACAAGGGGUACCUGAAUCUGGAGCAUUGGCGACCGAAAGUGGAUGCCCCGGAGGGUGAAGGGGAGAAGGCCGCCGUAUCUCAGGAAGAUGAGAGUACUUGGUGGGAGGAGACAUUUGGUGGAAACACUGACUCCAAACCUAGAGGCCCGGAAAGUGUUGGUCUGGACAUCUCUUUCCCCGGCUACAGCCAUGUAUUCGGUAUCCCGGAACAUGCUGACUCGCUCUCCUUGAGAGAAACUCGAGGUGGUUCCGGCAACCAUGAGGAGCCUUACCGCAUGUACAACUCGGAUGUCUUUGAGUAUGAAUUAAACAGCCCUAUGACCCUGUAUGGCGCCAUUCCUUUCAUGCAGGCACACCGAAAGGACUCCACGGUGGGUGUAUUCUGGUUGAACGCCGCCGAGACCUGGGUGGACAUUGUCAAGUCUAGUUCUUCCGUCAACCCCUUGUCUCUGGGCGUCGGAUCCAAGACCGAUACUCAGAGCCACUGGUUCUCAGAGGCUGGGCGAAUCGAUGUCUUUGUGUUCUUGGGACCCACGCCGCAGGAUCUCACCAAAACCUACGGGGAGCUUACCGGCUACACUCAGCUGCCUCAACACUUCGCUAUUGCGUACCAUCAGUGUCGCUGGAACUACAUCACUGACGAAGACGUCAAGGAGGUCGACCGCAAUUUUGAUAAGUACCAGAUCCCUUACGACGUCAUCUGGCUUGACCUUGAGUACACCGAUGACCGGAAAUACUUCACAUGGGACCCCCUCACCUUCCCCAAUCCGAUCGGCAUGGAAGAGCAACUCGAUGACUCCGAGCGUAAGCUCGUGGUCCUCAUUGACCCUCACAUCAAGAACAAGGACAAGUACACCAUUUCGGAAGAGCUGAAGAGCAAGGACUUGGCCACCCGGAAUAAGGAUGGCGAUAUCUAUGAAGGUUGGUGCUGGCCCGGAUCGUCGAACUGGGUUGACUGCUUUAAUCCCGAGGCUCUCAAGUGGUGGAAGACCCUCUUCAAAUACGACAAAUUCAAGGGCUCAAUGGGCAACGUUUUCAUCUGGAAUGAUAUGAAUGAGCCCUCGGUGUUCAACGGGCCUGAAACCACCAUGCCAAAGGACAACCUGCACUACGGUGACUGGGAACACCGUGACAUCCACAAUGUCAACGGUAUCACCCUAGUGAAUGCUACCUAUGAUGCCUUGUUGGAGCGCAAGAAGGGCGAGGUUCGUCGGCCGUUCAUCCUCACUCGAUCUUAUUACUCCGGGGCUCAGCGGAUGUCUGCCAUGUGGACCGGCGAUAACCAAGCCACUUGGGAACAUCUUGCCAUCUCCCUUCCCAUGGUCCUGAACAACGGUAUCUCCGGCUUUCCGUUUGCCGGUGCCGAUGUUGGUGGCUUUUUCCACAACCCGAGCAAAGAGCUUCUCACGCGGUGGUACCAGACUGGUAUUUGGUAUCCUUUCUUCCGCGCUCACGCGCACAUUGAUACUCGCAGGCGAGAGCCGUACUUGAUUGCCGAACCCGAACGGUCUAUCAUCGCCCAGGCAAUCCGCCUGAGAUACAGCCUUCUGCCGGCCUGGUACACUGCCUUCCAUGAAGCGUCGGUGAACGGAACGCCCAUCGUGAGACCGCAGUACUACGUUCACCCUUCGGACGAGGCUGGGUUUGCCAUCGACGACCAGCUCUACUUUGGCGCUACUGGCCUUCUCACCAAACCUGUUGUUUCCGAGGGGACCGACUCGGUGAACAUCUACAUUGCCGAUGACGAGAAAUACUACGAUUAUUACGACUACACCGUGUAUCAGGGCGCUGGACAGUCUCAUAAGGUCCCUGCUCCUCUUGAGAAAGUACCAUUGCUCAUGCAAGGUGGCCACAUCAUUCCUCGCAAGGAUCGUCCCCGUCGCAGCAGCGGAUUGAUGAGAUGGGACCCAUACACCCUUGUUAUCACCCUUGACAAGAACGGCGAUGCGGACGGAACCCUGUACGUGGAUGAUGGAGAGACCUUUGAAUAUGAACGUGGUGCCUAUAUCCAUCGCCGCUUCCAGUUCCACGACUCCACGCUAUCAUCCGAGGACCUUGCGACCAAGGGCCCUAAGACCGCCGAGUAUCUGAAGACCAUGGCGGAUGUUCGGGUGGAGAGAGUUAUCGUCAUUGAUCCUCCCAAGCAAUGGCAGGAGAAGACCAGCGUCACUGUCAUUGAGGAGGGAUCCAAGGCCGCAUCCACCGCGGCUGUGGAAUACCAUGCCCAGUCCGCCGGCAAGGCCGCGUAUGCCGUGGUAAAGAACCCUAAGGUUGGCAUUGGCAGGGCUUGGAAGAUCGAGUUUUGA